AGAAAACUACUACGACAGCACUUUACGGCAUUCCAUGAACUACAAACACGCAGCCGCAGUUGGCUGACCUUCCGUGGUACUCGAGCAAGCAUGGCAUCCCGGACACUGGCGAAAGGACUUUGGGGGCUACGGCACUCACGGGCUGCUACAAUCGGAUACUCGUGUGGUGGACAUCACUAUGCCACUGCAGCCUCCAUUAAAUCCCCUCUUGACGAUUUUUCAGAGAAAGUAAUUAACCAGCCACUUCAGAAGCCGGACUUUUUCCGUGUGUCGGAGCUCUUCUCUUUGAAAGACCUGUUCGACGCCAGAGUGCAUCUUGGUCAUAAGAAGGGUUGCAGGCACAGGCUUAUGGAGCCUUACCUAUAUGGCUGCCGUUUGGACCAAGAUAUAAUUGAUCUCGACCAGACUGUGGAGCACCUUCAGCUAGCCCUAAACUUCACUGCCCAUGUAGCGUAUCGUGGUGGCAUCAUACUGUUUGUCAGCCGCCGGCGUCAGUUUGGCCACCUUGUGGAGAGCACUGCUAGGGAUUGUGGGGAGUACGCCCAUACGCGGUACUGGCAGGGAGGCCUCCUUACAAACGCCCCCAUCCAGUACGGCCCAGGAGUCCGCUUACCAGACCUCAUCAUCUUCCUUUCCACUAUCAACAAUGUGUUUCAGCAGCACGUGGGAAUCAGAGAUGCGGCAAAGAUGAACAUUCCCACAGUGGGCGUGGUGGACUCAAACUGCAACCCCAGCCGGGUGACGUACCCUGUGCCUGGGAAUGACGACACCCCAGCUGCUAUGGAGCUUUACUGUCGCUUAUUUAAGAUGACUAUCAGCCGUGCCAAGGACAAAAGGAGACAGAUGGAGCUACUGCACGGCCUGUCAGCACCCACCACACCAAGCUCAUGACAUAUUAUAUUCUUAAAAAAUAGACAUUAAAAAAUGCAAUUUAAAAAGUCAAGAUUAUCUCCUGCUCUCUCAUAAUGCAUGUGGAUUUGGAAAAGUUCAAUUGAUCCCAGUGCUUUCUUGUGUUCAGACUGAAGUUGUGUGUAUCUUACUUACUAAUGAAUCUUGUGUCUGUGGCGUGUGGUCUUCUGGUUCAGAUUUAACAUUCUGUCUCAUAAUAGGCCCUCAAAGAUGAAUCAUGCUGCGGCAGGCUUGUCCAAAUUCAACUGUUAAUACUUAUGUUUACCUGGACUGCCAUAUUCUUCACUAGUGACAUUCUAAAUCAGACAGCACUUUGUGUUACUGUUGCAUUUGUAUUUAUCCUGAAAGGUUGUAGAUAACCCAAAUAAUAACUAAAGAUAUUUACAUGA
Messenger RNA from Micropterus dolomieu (smallmouth bass), 1298 nucleotides. It is a transcript of the gene mrps2, whose product is annotated as mitochondrial ribosomal protein S2. The transcript is spliced from 4 exons. NCBI's taxonomy places the organism in Eukaryota, Metazoa, Chordata, Actinopteri, Centrarchiformes, Centrarchidae. Gene Ontology annotation, biological process: translation. Gene Ontology annotation, cellular component: mitochondrial small ribosomal subunit; ribosome. Bases 91 to 891 code for a protein of 266 amino acids. Gene Ontology annotation, molecular function: structural constituent of ribosome. The record is from RefSeq and is a predicted model, not a curated record.